Penicillium chermesinum is the source of this 912-nucleotide messenger RNA. RefSeq names its product putative glycerol dehydrogenase (GldB) (gene gldB). Gene Ontology annotation, cellular component: cytosol. The record is from RefSeq and is a predicted model, not a curated record. The transcript is spliced from 2 exons. Bases 1 to 912 code for a protein of 303 amino acids. NCBI's taxonomy places the organism in Eukaryota, Fungi, Ascomycota, Eurotiomycetes, Eurotiales, Aspergillaceae. Gene Ontology annotation, molecular function: aldose reductase (NADPH) activity.
AUGUCUAACAAGGCCACUUUGACAUUGAGCAACGGCAAGGUCAUGCCCGCCGUGGGCUUCGGCACCUUCGCCAGUGAGGGUGCUUCUGGAGAGACCUACGCUGCCGUCACCACGGCCCUCAAGACCGGCUACCGUCACCUGGACUGUGCCUGGUACUACCUCAACGAGGGUGAAGUGGGCGAUGCCAUCCAGGACUUCCUCAAGGAGAACCCUUCCGUCAAGCGGGAGGACCUCUUCGUCACCACCAAGGUGUGGAACCACCUGCACCGCUACGACGACGUUAUCUGGUCCGCCAACGACUCCCUGAAGCGCCUGAAGCUGGACUACAUUGACCUGUUCCUGGUCCACUGGCCCAUCGCUGCCGAGAAGGAUGGCCAGGAGAAGCCCAAGAUCGGUCCCGAUGGAAAGUAUGUCAUCCUGAAGGAUUUGACCGAGAACCCUGAGGAGACCUGGCGCGCCAUGGAGAAGCUGUAUGAGGAUGGCAAGGCCAAGGCCAUCGGUGUGUCCAACUGGACCAUCCCCGGGCUGGAGAAGAUGGCCAAGUUUGCCAAGAUUCAACCCCACGUCAACCAGAUCGAGAUUCACCCCUUCCUGCCCAACACUGAGCUGGUGAACUACUGUUUCUCCAAGAACAUCAUGCCCCAGGCCUACUCGCCACUCGGCUCGCAGAACCAGGUCCCCACCACCGGGGAGCGGGUCAGCGAGAACAAGACCCUCAAUGCCAUUGCCGAGAAGGGCGGCAACACCCUCGCCCAGGUGCUGAUUGCCUGGGGUCUGCGUCGCGGUUACAGUGUGCUCCCCAAGAGCUCGAACCCCAAGCGAAUUGAGUCCAACUUCAAGUCCAUCGAACUGUCCGACGAAGACUUCGAGGCUGUCAACAAGGUGGCCGAGGCCGCCACUUCCGCUUCGUGA